AUGGCGGCUGAGUCCCUUUGGAAAGUGCGACCUGCCGCCCGAAAGUUUAAAACAGACCCGGAUACAUUGAUUCCGGCGGUUCGGCAUCCAUUAGAUGAUAGCGAGAAUAGAAGCAAAUUGUCAGCGUUUUGGACGUCGAGGAGUGCAAGAACGGGACGAAAAGAAGAAAAUGAAGAGGAAAAAUACACUUUUGAAGACCCACUAGGUAAGAUUUUCAAUGUGUCAGUGAUAAAUGAAAAACCUCGCUAAUAAGCUCAGGCGCCACAAUCGGAGACUCUGAAAUCGAAGAAAACGUAGAUCGGGACGUGCUUCAGCCGACCGUCAAGCCUCGGAGCAUAUCCCUGGACAAUACACUCGAAAAUCGGAAAUCCGAUCGUUCCACUUUCGACAUCGAACUGCCGGACUUUCAGCCGUGGCGAGAAAAACGCGCACAAAUUGCGUCGAUUGCGAAACCAAAAGAGUUUGGAAUGUCGCAGAUUGAUAUGCUGAGGGCGCGACUGAAGUUGUUGGCCGACGAGAAGAAUCUGAGGAGUUUGAAGAAGGCCGGAGACGUUUCACAGAAGUUUCUAAUGCUCAGAGAGAACAUGAUCAGCGCGUGGGGAAGGGAGGAUCGAGUGGAAGCGUUUAAGGUCCCUCAAGAGCCAAGGAACGUUAAAAAUUUUCAUUGUUUUACAGAUUGUUACAGAAUCCGCGCAUCUUCUGCAGUCGAUUCCACCGUAUUCGGAAGAGUAUCCCUACUAUUGGCUUCUGGCGAUCGACGUCGUUGACACCUUCGGAAAACUUGUCUUUGAUCGACUUUUGAUCAAAUCCAAUGAAGUUUGACCCAUUCUUAGUCGUCAUUCAUCCCAAAUCAGUAUUUUCAGGCCCGAAACAAAAUGGGACAGACUGAUCUCUCAGCCAAUUUCACCGUGGAACAAGUGCCAAAGUCCGUGAAGGAUAUGGCGAUGAAUUGGUUUCUGAAGCUGUCGGAAAUCAUUGAUAUUCCCGUGAGAUUCUAUAGUAAGCUUUAUUUUCAAAUUUAUGUGAUUACCUUUCAAAAAUAAAUUAAUUUCAGUUGAGUGCUCGAUGAUUAUCUGCUUGAAAUUCUUCGACGAAUCCAAUUUGCCAAUCAACUUGGAGAGACUCGCACUGAUGUGUUCUCGUGAGUUCCAACAUCAAAUCUCUUCUUUGUCACCAAUUCUUCUUCAGAGUUUCCGGACGACCUCUCCUCGAUCUUCGCGCGCGUGCACAUUUCCCGCUACAGUAUGCUCAUCCAGCCGCUCAACCGAACCCCCCAUUGGCGUGUUCUUCACGACUGGAUGCAGGCUCCGAAAGACAUUAUGGAGGACACGCAUCGGAAGAAGACGACGGCGGCGGAAGAACGAAAACAGGCGGUCUCUAUCCAAGCGAUCGCGUGGCUUGUGCAGUGCGUGGCUCAUGGAGCACACACCGUCGAAGACCUCGUUCCGUUGUUCGCAUACUGUAGGAAGACGUUGCCGCUCGACGAGAAGACGUUCAUCCUGGUGGCGGCGGUGAUCGAGGGCCUGCCUUCGAAGUAUCUCGCCGUGCACGCCGAGCAGAUCCUCGACAUCGUUUUCGCUCUUCACGAAGACUUUGAAGAGCCGUUAGCUCGGCUCGGAAGGCGUUACACUACAGUUCCUCCGAUCGAGGAGAAUCGGAAGUUCGUGAAAAGGUAGAAAAGCAUUGAAAAUAUCGAAAAGAAAAACUUGUUCAGAUCGGUUUGGAUGCGAGUCGCCGACAUUUCAGAUUUCCAGACAUUUGUGGAUUGUUGUACAUCUUGGACAGCGUACAUUGCAAAAUAUUAUUCUGUUAAAGAUGUGAGAAAGAUUCUGGACUUGGUGUUAGUUCGGUUGACAGUCGAUGAGAAAACGAGGAAACCCGAAAACACGUCGAUCCUCGUCGAUCUGCUCUCCUCGUUCAUCGAGCACGUGCCCGAGAACUCCGCGUGUCUCUCCGUCGCCACUUCCGCCGACUUUAUCUCGAUCGUCGAUAUCAUCGGUCACGACAUCGAAUCGACGUCCCAGUGCUCGAGAAGAAUCUUGGAAAUUUUGACGAAACGAUUCGAAAGAGCUCGAUUUCGGACAUGGACGCCUGUCAAAUGAUCAUUGAAAAGUGCCGAACAAUGUGCAGAAAGUACGGAUUGGAGGAGAGCGAAGAAGUGAAAAUCGUAGAGCAACUCGUAUGCUCUUCCUAUUCGCUCAUCGAUUUCCAUUCGAUUUCCGACAGAAAUCAAAGUGUCGAGCUGAUAGUUCGUUGCCGAGAAGACAUGGGAUUACGGCAGAAUGUGCUAAUUGUAGGCGAAUAGUUUUUUUUUCAAAGUAAUCACCUCAUUUUCCAGCACAUCAUCACAUUUCUAUUCGAUUUUACUCAAUUCACGCACGCCACAAUGAAGAGCGGGAAGAGGAAAGCGGACUUCAUGAGAGUUUGCAUCACGAAUCUGGCGCUGACGAUCCCGGCCGUCCGAGAUGUGCCCAGAAGGAUUCGGAUGACAGGGCUGAACAUUCAGAUGGCCCAACUCGCCAACUUUCUGCCGCAGAUCGAAGUCUCGUGCGAGCGAGUCAUCGAGUACCUGGAAGUGCUCUCCGCCUCUCCCUGCUCCAUCAUCUCGCCACUCAUCGGACAGUUCCUCCCGAUUCUCUGCAUUAUUCCGGAAGGCUUCAACCCGGAAAAGCCGUCUUUGACCCACUUUUCCAAACUUUUAGCUCUGGUCGAAAGGAACCACGAAAGCUGGUCGAAAGAGUCCAGGGGCGUGCCACUCGCCGAGAUCUACAUCAACAUGCUUCGAUAUCUGUGCGCCGCGCGACAAGUGGAUCCGCUCAGAUCAUCGGGUUGCCAGGAGAUGCACGCGGGAGAUCAAGAUCAUUUGUGAGACUUCCGAUUCCGUACUCUGACGACUGACGUUUCUGCAGGUCGCGAGUGGAUGCCAACAUCUCCGACGUCAUCGCCAAACUCUUCUCGCUGGCCGCCGAACCGUCGAUCGCUGUUAUCGCGCUUGAGAACGUCGUCAUGCUGUUUGAGAUUCAUGAAGAGGUGGGUCGAAUUCAGAAGCUUUCCAACUUGAACUCUUUGCAGAUGCGCUCCACCAUUCGCGGUCUUCUGAAGCGGUCCGUCGGCGCGUCGGCCAAACUGCAAUCCCGUCUCGACGUCAUCAUCCAGGACCUGCGCGAGGAGGCGGAAACGGAUCAAAACGUCCGAGAUAUCCUCCAACGAUUAUCACUUUUGUAG
Caenorhabditis sp. 36 PRJEB53466 is the source of this 3225-nucleotide messenger RNA. Lineage: Eukaryota; Metazoa; Nematoda; Chromadorea; Rhabditida; Rhabditidae. The record is from the annotation of a GenBank genome assembly.